Messenger RNA from Pomacea canaliculata, 2991 nucleotides. RefSeq lists its product as uncharacterized. Lineage: Eukaryota; Metazoa; Mollusca; Gastropoda; Architaenioglossa; Ampullariidae. The record is from RefSeq and is a predicted model, not a curated record. Bases 256 to 2766 code for a protein of 836 amino acids. The transcript has 8 exons.
AGAGAAGGCAAAUAAACCUUUAGGCUUAGGCCUAAAAGUGUUGAAACCAAGAACAGUCAAACGAUAACUGUAGAAUACAUUCCUUCGAUAGCAAACGACUUUAGAUAAGGAUUACUAGUAAACUAACAUGAACUUGCAGGGAUAAUACAUAAAAGUGGACUUAGGUGGCUUACCUAUUGACAUAAAGACCGAGGAUUGUACUUGUAUACGAUAUGCUACGCAACACAUCAACGUGUUGGAAAUGGAGUAUUGUAAAUGUCAACAAAGAACGACGGUCGACACUUGAUUGAUCAUCAUAAAAUGGACCACACUGAUCAAGAAACAGUGGGUCGAUCUAGCAAAAGAAAGCAACGUGAAAGGUGGACAUCAAUUAUUGACUUCGUGUACACUGUUUCAGACAGCCUUUUUAAUAGGAUACGACUCCCAGAUGUCAAAAAGUUAUCGAGUGCAGAGUUUGAUAUCGAACCAUCUACAGAGGGAAUAAGAUCCAUUGUGAUCCGAGGCACUCGCAGUCAAUGUCGAGAAGCUGUUCGACUUAUUACUGAAAUGACAGGCGAACAGGAUGCCAUCAGAAUAGACGCGAAGAGAUAUUGGCUUCAAUGGGUUGAAGAAGCAUUUCCUCACUAUGAAACUAAGACAUACUUCCUACCGCCAGUCUACAUUGCUCGAGUGCCUAUGACAAAGCAAACAGUAGCAGGUCAAGAUGUCUUUGUUCUCCAUAGCCAAAAACAGGUGACAGAUUAUUCAGCGACCUUUCCACGUGCUUCUGCCCAGGAAAGUGAUGUGGGUUUUGACGAAGCCUUACAGCGAGUGCUGCUUACUUUGAAGACAUUCUCGAUGAAACAAAGAGAAACAUUUAUAUGUCUAAGUCAGUUUUCGUUUGGAUCAUAUCUAGGAGAACAGCGUUUUGCUAAGGCAGCUGCCCAAUUGCCGUUACCCAGCAACCUGCCCAAAACACUGCCAUGGAGCUGGAGGCAAGGUGACUUUAAUGUUCUUCUCAUUCACAAAAACUACGGUUUUGUUAUUUGCGAGGUGAAGGCUGUUAGCUACAACACCGUAGCAGAGGAGCAAGAAAAACAGGUGGCAAGAGUGACAAAGAAACUGAAAGAAGCUGCAGAACAUUUAAAGAAAGCAGAAGCCAUGUUGAAACAUCUGGUGUCUGAUAUAGCUACUGGCAUUCGAAUCACCACAACAAUUGCAUGCCCAAAUAUUACCACCCACCAAAUGCAGCAAAUAAUUUUUCAGAAUCCAAAGCUGGAACAGGAUCUAUGUGAAUGCUUACAGAUGGAGGAUUCUUCGAACAUUAGCCGCAUGUUUCUUUGUUCUGAUCGUUUAUGCUUACCACAACAAGAGAGAGAUGAGAAAACGUCUCAAAGCAUCGGAUAUCAGGAAAUGGAGAUAAACCAGUGGUGGCAAGAACAUGUGGUUGAACUAGGAUAUGAUUUACAAUUAAGCAGCGAACCCGACUUGUAUAAGACACUGAUAGCUAGGUUUUGCGGACCAGCGUCUACAGUGACUGUUCCCAGUAUAAAUGCGCCUCGUGUUUCCAUUAAAACCUGGGACCAGGCAGUGGCCCACGUGGGAUACUGUUACACGGCUCAUAUCACACUGUUCCCUGAGCAGAUUGAUCUGCUUGUCAACGGCCCUCCAAAGGUGUUCAUUGCUGGCCCACCUGGCACAGGAAAAAGUGUUGUAUUGCUCCUAAAAGCCGUGAACUGGUUACUAGAGGGCAACAAUGUCUACGUCUUGAGCACGUGGGACCGAAGUCUUGCAGCAUCAUUUAUGCUAUUUUAUCUGCUACAGGAUAUACUUUGUAAGCAAAAUACAGAAUCUUCUGCAUGUGGACAAGUACACAUAAUAAAGAAGAAUUUCAAAGGCAACAAGGAUGUAGAAAACACUCUGGACGAGCUUGAAAAGAUGGCUAGAGAUAAACCAUUGCACGUCAUCGCCGACGAAGUAGGUCCUGAUUUAGAGUUCGAGGACUAUGCAUUUUCUGAUUUCUGCGCCAGUCUAGUGGAUCGUUUGAAGGGAAAAAAGGAUAGCGUUGAUUUGUACCUGUGGGCUGCAAGUUACAACUAUAAACCCGCACCUGAUGAGGGAUGGAAACUCGAAACAUUCACCAGACCACUUCGUUCUCCACCGCCUGUAAUCCGUGAAAUUAGUUUGGCAGCGGAAAUAAAACGUGGGUGUGUUGUUAGGUACACCCAACGGGGUGUAGCAGACCAUGCAGACGGUCCUCCCGUAAAAUGGGUGUAUCACCAAGAGCAGAACCAUAACUCACCAAGAGUUGAAGACUGCAAUCGUUGUGGGAAGAAAGUGGCAAAAUUCUUAAUAAAUGAUCUACAGGUUGGGGAUUUUACGACUUUGAGUAAUCAUUCGCCUUUCAACACAGAAAGUUUCUCAAGUAGCAGCAGGGCUCAGCCAGUCUUGCAGUACAAAGACGUGCUGUUUCUGUCUUGGGUUGAACUUCGAGAAGAUGCUGGUAUACUGAAGGCUCUGUCAACAUACAAAGUUCCAGUCCGAGUGAUGAGUGAUUCUGAGGAAGAUUUGUCGGACGUGGCUACAGCCAGCAGUAACGUGGUGUGGGUGGCGCGACAUCAGCUUGUUCGUGGCUUAGAGAGAAAAGUUGUCGUGUGUCUGGAUAACUACGACGACAGUGGCGGCACGUAUGCGUCCACAAGACUAUAUGCCAUGUCCAGGUGCACGUCACAGUUAGUGGUGGUCUGUCCUGCACCAGACGAUGACCAGGAUUCGGAAAAAGGCUAAGGUCUUCAAAAUCUUUUAUAACCCCAUAUUUGACCAAGGAUAACUUUUUUUGUUUUAGCAGAGGCUUGAAACAAUAUACGGCUGACAUAAAUUCAAAGACUUCUAACAUGUAUACUACUCAGCUCACCAUCGCUAUUAUAAACGUGUAAUUGUUGUUACUCGUGAUCACGUUCAUUCUAAUCGUCAAAUUACUGCAGGAUGGACAAAACUACUACCAAGUUAUAA